Messenger RNA from Plutella xylostella (diamondback moth), 958 nucleotides. RefSeq lists its product as uncharacterized. Lineage: Eukaryota; Metazoa; Arthropoda; Insecta; Lepidoptera; Plutellidae. The record is from RefSeq and is a predicted model, not a curated record.
AGAUUCCCAAAAUCAAAAUUGAUUUAAUUUCAAAAGUGUUUCAAAAUUAUUCGUGUUUAGUUUGGAAUUUAAUGUUUGCUUAUUCUAUUAUCCGAGACCAAUUUUAAUAUGUUUCCCGGAAAUUUUUCUUCAGUUACUAUAAUGCACACAGAAAUACGCACGGUUUAAGUAAAUAAAUAAAAUCAAGGAUAAUCGUGCCCAUCCCGGUUCCACAAUAAGGCUUCGGAGCGAGUCACAAAGGACUAGUAUAUCUGAGCAGAUCAAAAUGGGUGCCAAUCAGUCACAGAGCCAGCGCCCAGCCGAAGGGCCUUGUAACCCGGCACACGAUGCCGACGACGAAGACCAAGGACGGAAGAUCAGCAUCUCUAACAAAAUGGUGGAACGUCUAGUAGAAGACGCAUCUCUCGCCGGCGCCGCGCCGCCGCCGCGGGGCGCUGGCGUCGACCCGAGGGACAAGGUGCUCGUCGACAGACUCAGGGUGGUGGAUGAGAAACACUCGGAGAAGUGGGGGCUAACAAUCCAAAACUUGUCGACAAUAGCGGGCCGUAUCGACGCGCGCACCGCUCACAUGCGGCAGCUGCAACCCGUAUGCCCCGGCUGUAAGGAGGCCGUACUGGAUUGCUAUGAAAAUGCCGCGGACGAUGGCGAUUAUCUCAAGUGCUAUGAUGUUGUUGCGUCAUUCAACAACUGCGUCCGCGAGACGACGAUGCGUCGGCUGCGCGCGGCGACCGAGCGCGACGCGAGGGAGACGGCAAGACGCCGGCGACACGUCGCUAGAGCGAGACAGAACAUGAUGAUGGCACGGGAGACCACUGCUUAGCUGGAGUAAUAUGUAGGAGACGGCAAGACGCCGGCGACCCGUCGCUAGAGCGAGACAGAACAUGAUGAUGGCACGGGAGACCACUGCUUAGCUGGAGUAAUAUGUAGGAGACGGCAAGACGCCGGCGACACGUCGCUA